This is a messenger RNA of Adineta steineri, 4623 nucleotides long. The record is from the annotation of a GenBank genome assembly. NCBI's taxonomy places the organism in Eukaryota, Metazoa, Rotifera, Eurotatoria, Adinetida, Adinetidae.
AUGAUGGAUGAUAUUGGUUUAACAUCAUCGCCAUCAAUUGUGAAAACUAUAUGUUCACCAUUAAAUAAUAAUCGACAACGAAUAGAUUCCGCAUCAGUUAUUCAACAAUCUGAUGUUUCAUCAUCAAGACCAGCAUUACUUGCACAAGAUGCACUUGGGCCACUUCUUUUUGAGGCACUUGAUGGAUUUUUCUUUACAGUAAAUCACAAUUUUGAAUUUGAUUCUGUUAGUGAUAAUGUUGGACAAUAUUUAAAAUAUUCUCAAGAAGAACUUGCCGGAAGAAGUUUAUAUCAUUGUGUACAUCCAAGUGAUGUUGGUGAAUUUAGUAAAGCUUGGGCAAAAAAAGAUGCCGGUGAUUCCUUAACUACACUUGCCAAUAAUGAACAAUCACGUGGACGAACAUUCCUUUGUCGUAUGCGAACAAAUGAUGAAUCUACACCAUAUGUUCGUAUGAUUGUAUCAGUUGCAGUUCAUCGUGAUUCGGCCGGUAGUGAUAAAACAUUUUUAAUUUGUAUUGCAAGACGACCAUCAUUAAAUGAUCCAAGAGAUAAACCAUCUUUACUUGGUUUUGAUCAAUUUUCCUCACGAAUUAAUCUAAAUUAUGAUUUAGAAAAUUUAGAUUCAAGUCAUAUGAAAUGUGAAACAAUUGAUAUGAAUUUUCUUGGAAAGAAUUUUCGUGAUUAUGUUUAUACUCAAGACAUUCCUUCUAUUGAACGACAUUUUCAAGAAGUUAUUGAAAAAGGUGAAGCAAAAAGUACUGUAUAUCGUUUUUGUCUUCAUGAUGAUAUUUAUGCAUUUAUCAAUACUCGAAGUAAACUAUUUCAUAGUUCAUCAAUGGGUCAAUCCGACUCAAUACUUUCAACACAUACUAUCAUUCGUUUAAUUGAUAACAUGCAAGAUUUAAAUGGUAAUGCAUCAACACGUUUAAUGAAAUCAAUUAUUACGUCAAAUCGUGAUUUACAAAAGAAUAAACAGCAACAACAACAACAACAAACAUCAAAUAAAGCUCCUACAACACCGUCAGCACAACCUAUUGGUACACAAUUUGCAUUAACGAUGUUAGGCAUGCAUAAAAAUGCAUCAAAUUCAUUACAUCAACAUGUAUCGAGUACAUUAGGUACACUUUUACAAGUACAACAUUCUCUAUCUGUACCAACAACAUCUAGUCCAAUUGAUAAAACUCCAACACAAUUAUUACCAUCACCUUCAUCUUCACCUACACAAAAUCAUCGAUUGAAUGCUCAAAAAUCAACUACACUUGAUAGUGUUUCUUCAUCAGAUACUGUCGAAUUUGGUAGUAAACGAACACCUUUUAGUCCUUCAUUAGGAUCAGUACAUUCCAAUCAUGGUAGUCUUGCAUCACCAGUUAAUUCAUUUGAUUUAUUUUUCCCAUCACCUACACCAAAUUUAACAAAUACGAAUGAUUUAACUUCAUUACCAUCAUCUCCAACAAAUCAUUUAAAAUCAUCAUCAUCACCAUUAUUUUCAAAUAAUGAUAUAUAUACAACAUCAUCAAGUCCAAAAUCUAUUCAUCCUAUGUCACAAAAUCCUUCUCGAAGUUCGAAACGUUUAAGACAAUUAUUAACAAAUAAAUCUCCUUCGAAAAAUGAUAAUCCAUCACAAAUUUUACAUUAUCUUCCUGAUACAAAACUUGAAGAUCUUACACAAGGACCUGAAAGUCCAACAACAACACAUGUAUCACCAUUAUCAACAAAACGUCGACGAAAACCAAGUUCAACACAAAAUCAUGCGGCUGAUAUUUUACUUAAGAAACUUUUAGGAAGACAAAAUUCAUUUUCAACAUCACCAACUAAAACAGAAUCAAAUCAAAGUGAUGAUAGUUCACCAGGUGGACAAACAACAAAUAAACAACGAAGUGAUAUUUUUCUUCGAACAUUACUCAAUGAUCAAAUCCGUCCACAGAAAGUUGUUGUCGAAGCACCAUUUACACUUGGUUCAAGAAAUAAAGUAAAUCGACGUUCAUCAAGUAGUACAAAUAUUUUAGUUGAAAAUAAUAAAACAAUAAGUAAUACUACACGUACAACGUUAAAAAGUCAAUUAUCAUUGCAAACAAGUCAAUUGGAAGAUUCAUGGGAUAAUAAAACAAAGAAAAAACAACGACAAUAUUCGAAUAGUUCGGGAAUUCAAAAUAAUCCUCAACCAAGAAAACCUGGAAGACCAAAACGAGAUCCAUCGGAUUAUCUUUUAGGAGCGCUUAAUUGUCAAACACCACUAACAGGUUUAUCUGAUGGAUCACUUGAUGCUUUAUUAGAUGCAUCAGCUCAUCUCGAUCAACCAUUAUUGGAAACAUCAUCACCUAUUGUACUUCGUCGUCCAAUAAAACAAACAUCAGUAUCAAAUACGUUAACAAUGAAUGUAAAACGUUCAAAUGAUAAUGACGAAUAUUUACAAAAUUCAAGAAAACAACCAAAAUUACUUCGACAAGCACUUGAAGAUGAUGUUAAAAUUGAAUAUCAAGAUCAUUCAAUCAUUUCACCAUCAACUGCGGUUGCUGCUACAAGACAACUUAAUCAGUUAUCUCAACAUACGGUGAAAAUUGAACCAGAAAUCUAUGAUAAUGUUUUAUUCAAUAAAACUCCUCCAUUAUCUCAAUCGCAAGCUCGUCGACCUAAUACAAAUAAUAAUACAAAUUCUUCAACAUCGAAUUCUCAAUCAACAUUAUUACGUUCAUUAAUACGUACACCACAAACAAAUUCAUUAGCAGCUAAAAAAGAUGCACCAUUAUAUGAUCUAUUACAAAAUCUUGAUAAUACAACAUCAAAUGAUACAUCAUUACUUCCUGAAAUGAAUAAUUCAGUUGAUCUAUUUGAACAAUAUUUAACACCAGUUCUAUCGCAAACAUCAACAAAAGCAAAUGUUUCAACAAAAGAUGAUUAUUUAGCUGCAUUAUUACGUGCAGAUCCUCAACAACCCAAUGAAAUAUCAUUUAUUCCAACUACGAAAGAUCAAACAUCAAAUGAUAAUAAUCGUAUAACAGCUAUUGCAAAUGAUUUACUUAAUUCAACAACAAAUGCAACUAUGAAUAAUUCCAAUGAUGAUUUUCUUUCAUUAUUAGAUAAUAAAGAUUUUCUUGAAUGUUUACAUGAUUCGUCAGCAAUUGAUACAAUUUUAUCACAAAAUUCUUCAAGUCUUAUUGAGCAAACAUUUCCAUCAACAACAAAACGUAGCGACAAAGAUGAGAAAGCUAUUGGUGAAAUUUACAAGACACUUGUGACUUCAUUUAAUCCCGGUCCACCACCACAACAAUCAUCAACACUGGAUUCUCUACUGAACGAUAAUAGUCCUUUCAAUUCUAUUACCGGUGAUUUUCUUUUUCCUGAAACAUCAAAUCGAACAGUGAAUCCAGAUCCGUUACCACCACCACCACCUGUAUAUCGACAGGCACCUGUUGCUCAACCUCCUUCAACAUAUUCAUAUUCAUCAAAUAAUAAUCAAUAUUCUGAUUGUCUUUCAAUGGAUUUACUCGACAAUAAUGAUUCAUUUCCUCCAAAUGUAACUAUAUCAUCUAUGAAUAAUAAUAAUUAUCAACAACAACAAAAUAAUUCAAUGAUGAUGUAUCCUCAACAUCAGCAAACACAUAUACAACAUCAUCGACCACCACCGAAUAAUUUUUAUCAUCAAUCUCCUCAACAACCAAUGUAUAAUAAUUAUGUUCAAAAACCACCAAAUCAAGUUCCUCCUCCCUAUUAUUCAAUGCCACCAAAUCAACAGCAACCACAACAACAACAACAUCAUCAUCAACAACAACAACAGCAUAUGUCACCUGUUAAUCAUCAUUCACCUCAAUUAAAUAAAAGACACGCAUUACUUCAACAACAACAACAAAGAAGUUCAACACCAAUUAAUCAACAACAACAGCAACAACUUCAAUUACAUAUGUCAAUGAAUGUUACUUUACCACAUAUGGGACCAAAUCAGCAGCAGCAGCAACAACAACACCAACAUCAACAACAGCAACUAACUCAUCGACCAAUGACGAAUGCAUACAACGAUAUGAUGAUGCCAAAUAAUACUGGUCCACCAAUGCAACAAGAUUAUCAUCAAUAUACAAAUAAUAAUCCUCUUGAUCUUCCGUAUAAUUCUGAUCUUUUCAUGUCACCAUCAACAAACAUGGAACAACAACCGGUACAAAAUCGUCAUAUGAAUGUAAUGCAACAUCAACAACCGCCUCCUCCUCAUCCGCAAGCUUCAAUGCAUCAGCCAUAUUCUAAUAUGAGCGUAGCCCUAUCGGCAACUAUACAACAACAUCCACAUAAUUCAAACAAUCUCAUGAAUCCUUCAAUACCUAAUUUAACUCCUGCUGAAUGUCGUCAAUCCGAAGAACUUAACAAUCAAAUGAUGAAUUGUUUAAGUUUUCAACCGGCACGAUGUACAAGUGAAUUUGUACGUAAACAAUUACAAAAUACAAUUCAUGGAAGACAAAAACCAACUGGUGGAAAAGAUAUACCGAAUGCAACAGGACAUAAUUCUUUAUCGGCAAAUCUUGAAUCUAAUCAAAAAGGAGCAUAUUUUCGAAGUCAAUUAUCAUCACAAAUGUCAACUCCUCCUUUACAACCGAAUAUGAGAUUACAACAACAACAACAACAAGGCAAAACAACAUGA